AUGGUUCGCGUUAUACUCACUAAUGAUGAUGGUCCUCCCAAUCCCAAGGAAUCGCCUUACGUGUUCUCGUUCGCCCGUGCACUAGAGAAAGAGUUAGGAUGGGAAGUCAAGGUAGUCUUGCCCGCUAGUCAGAAAUCAUGGAUCGAUGGAAUGGGUGAAUACUCCGAUAUAUCACGACCGCUGAAGGACGGUGAGGUGGCAGAAUGGAUCCUGUUGGAAGCGACGCCAGCGACAUGCGCAAAUAUCGCCUUACAUAACCUCUUCCCAGGAGAGAUAGAUCUCGUAAUAUCAGGUCCUAACUUUGGCAGAAAUUCUUCAGCCUGCUUUAUGUUGUCGUCGGGUACUAUCGGCGCUACUCUCUCCGCAUCGCUCUCCCACGUCCGAUCUAUCGCACUCUCCUACGCAACGUUCCAUCAUCCCACACCGCUAAGUUUCACCCCACCGGCCAAUAGCCUAUCAUGUCGCAUCAUCAAGUCCCUGUACUCCAACUGGGGUACGGAUGAAAGCGGCCUCCGGCAGGGCGAAGUGGAUCUAUACAGCAUCAAUGUACCUAUGAUUGAAACACUGCUGGCGGAAGGUAGCAUUGAAGCUCUUUGGACGACAGCUUGGCGCAAUGGUUAUGGACGACUGUUCAAACCCAGCCAGAAGCCAACAACACUGAAAGCCGCUGGACCUGACGCACCUUCCUCAUCCGAAAGCUCCUCUCGCUCAAUAACGCCAGCCAACCAACCCUCGCACUCCUUGCCUAAAUUCGAGACGGACGCGGAGACGGCAGCGCACCCGCUGACAUUCCACUUUGCCCCCGACAUGGAGCCGCUCGUGAGACCUGAUGUCGCGACUUUACCAGAGGGCACGGAUACCUGGGCGUUACACCGUGGAUUCGCAAGCGUAACACCUCUCAGGGCCGCAUUUGCAGAACCGGGUGCAGAGGGGUUAUGUCUGGCUGGCGAAGUAGAGGGCCGGCCUGGUGCGAAAGUGCGUAUACGUGCUUCCAAGCAAGAAGAAUUUCGAGUGCCCUGGUCUAAAUGUCGGCGCACACAGCGAACAUUCCGGCUGGACCUCGCCUUUCUGCCUUUGGGAGUGACGUCCUCCACGCUGGCUAUUCUCCCCUUCAUCAAAAAGCGUAUCCCCUCUACUCCUCUCUCAGGGGAAAACAUGUCCACGCCCUUGUCCACGAGUCAUGCCAGAGUCGCCGCCGCCGCUGCUCCGCUCCUCCCACUGGGACGAUGGGAGAGCACCCCCUCCCAAGGGGUGUUCGCAUCCUGGCCCGCGUCCUCUGUAACGAUCCAUUUCAAAAGCAGCUACCUAGCGCUCGAAGCCGGCCCAGAGACCGCAAGAAAAGGACGACCGUGGGGUUCUGAGCCGAUGAUAGCGUGGUGUAUCACCAGCCCUGGCGAGGCAGAGAAGCCAGAGAACAUGAAGACUUUGAGGAACGUCAAGCCUGGAGAGGUGAUUCCGCUGUUUGAGGGCGAAUCGGGCGUGGAAAGAGUGUGCAGAUUGUAUAUCACAGACUGGGGCUCGGUCAUCGAGGUUGCUGCAUUCCUCUGCGACUCUGUCGACUCCCUGCUUCCUAUACCGAAAGGGACCGAGCCCACUACCCGUCUACUCGUGAUCGGCGACUCCAUCUCUUGCGCAUACAGCAUGGGUCCCGACGCUGGCCUACCCGUCCCUCCCCAUGGGGCAUGGGACGGGUACUCGCUCAUCCUCGAGCGGCUGCUUAGAGCAGAGGGGAAACACGUGGGCGUGGAGACAAUUGCAUACCCGGGAGUGACCCUGGUAGACACGUACAUGGCUGGGUGGCAGCAGGACGGGAUGGUGACCAAGUUCUGGCAGGAAUCAUGGAACCCAAGCGCGAACCCGCUCUACCGUCCCCCAACAGUGAUCAUCAUCGCUCUCGGGGCGAACGACGAUGGGAGAGACGUGCCCAUCUUCCAUUUCGCGUUGAACAUGAGCGAGUUUAUCAAGAAGCUCGUCUCUACAUUCUCGGCAAGCUUAACGGACGUCGUCAUCCUCGGACCGUUCUACGGCGUCAGAAGAAGCGGGGGAUCCCGUUUCGGCCCAGCCAUGGACGCUCUAGUCAAAGAACUCCGAGCUGAAUGGGAAAACGAAGAAGACAAGCCCAAGGUGCAUCAUGUUCCCACCACAGACUGGCUCACACCGGACGUAGUCCCGGAUGGGAUACAUCCUGAUGUGGAAGGGAACCGGAUCCUGGGAGAGAAGCUUAAGGUUGUCGAGGCUGCGGGGUGGGAGGAAGGCACACGAUGGUGA
Dacryopinax primogenitus is the source of this 2268-nucleotide messenger RNA. Its product is annotated as sure-like protein. The record is from RefSeq and is a predicted model, not a curated record. Gene Ontology annotation, cellular component: P-body. Gene Ontology annotation, molecular function: hydrolase activity. Lineage: Eukaryota; Fungi; Basidiomycota; Dacrymycetes; Dacrymycetales; Dacrymycetaceae. The coding region runs from base 1 to 2268 and encodes 755 amino acids. The transcript is spliced from 12 exons.